AUGAACGCGAUAAAGAAACGCUUGCAAAUGCUGAAGAUCGAGAAGGAUCUGGCGAUGGACAAGGCUGAUCUAUGCGAUCAGCAAGCAAAGGAGGCGAAUCGACGAGAAGAAAAGUUGAGGGAUGAGGUUCGGGAACUUGCAAAGAAAUUGGUGCAGAUGGAACGCGACUUGGAAUUGAGCAAAGCCCAAUUGGAAAAGUCGAAUAGAGACCUCGAGCAGAAAGAAAGAGUUUAUAUUGUGACGCAAUCCGAGUUGGCAGUUUUGAACAGAAAGAUGCAGCAAUGCUUGCAGAAUUUGGAGAAAUCGGAAGAACGUCGUUUAACGGCACAAGCUAAACUGGCACAAGCGAUGGAAACCGCGGAGGAUGCGAAACGUAUCUGCAAAGUUUUGGAGAAUAGAAGCAAACAGGAUGAAGAAAGAAUGGAUCAACUGAUGACUCAGCUAAAAGAGGCGAGGCUAAUUGCUGAAGAUGCUGAUACAAAAUCGGACGAGAUCUCGAGGAAAUUGGCUUUUGUGGAGGAUGAAUUGGAAGCGGCUGAAGAGAGAGUAAAAUCGAGCGAGGCAAAAAUAAUGGAACGAGAGGACGAAUUAUUCAUUGUUGGUAAUAUAUUGAAAUCUUUAGAAGUAUCCGAAGAAAAGGCUAAUCAAAGGGUAGAGGAAUUUAAAACACAGUUGAAGGACUUGAAAGUGAAACUGAAAACUGCUGAAAAGAGAGCCAUCAUUGCGGAAAAGAUGGUAAAAAUGUUCUCGAAAGAAUUGGAUGCGAGAGAAGACUUUCUAUUUAGAGAGAAAGAAAAGUACAAAUAUAUCUGCGACGACAUGGACUCCACGUUCGCCGAACUCACCGGAUAUUAACUUUUGUAAUAUCAAACUCUGCUAUUU
This is a messenger RNA of Apis laboriosa (Himalayan honeybee), 882 nucleotides long. Its product is annotated as tropomyosin-2-like. NCBI's taxonomy places the organism in Eukaryota, Metazoa, Arthropoda, Insecta, Hymenoptera, Apidae. The record is from RefSeq and is a predicted model, not a curated record. Gene Ontology annotation, molecular function: actin filament binding. The transcript is spliced from 6 exons. Gene Ontology annotation, biological process: actin filament organization; muscle contraction. Gene Ontology annotation, cellular component: actin filament. Bases 1 to 855 code for a protein of 284 amino acids.